AUUGUCAUGUGACUUGUGCACGGAAAAGCGGACAGUACUACUGACGAUACACGAGGGCAAGCUGUUCGACUUGGCGAAACCACGCUAUAGUAGCCUCAUUGAUAGCAACGUGCGGGUAGCCGUGCUCGACUUACCACUCGGUUCCAUCGAUCGCGGCAGAUCGUCCCAAAAUUAAUCCAAUAUGGCUCCUAUAGACUCCAAGAGAUUAAUUCAACAGUAUAUAGCUGACAAUAAAGUCAUGAUAUUCAGCAAAUCUACUUGUCCAUUCUGCAAACGGGUGAAAGAUCUUUUCAGUUCAUUGAAAGUUGAAUACACCGCCAUUGAAUUGGAUCAGAUUGCUAAUGGUAAAGAUUUACAAGAUGGGUUAUUUGAAAUGACGGGUCAGCGUACUGUACCAAAUGUUUUUAUUAACAGCAAUCAUAUCGGUGGCUGUGAUGACACCAUGAAGAAGAAUAGAGAUGGCUCACUCAUGGCUCUCGUAUCGCAGUCGAAAAAACAAGAUGACGCAUCAAUGACUGAAUCAUACGACUAUGAUCUUAUAGUCAUUGGUGGAGGAUCUGGUGGAUUAGCUGCUUCCAAGAAAGCAGCUGAACAUGGUCAGAAAGUUGCAGUUUUUGAUUUUGUGAAACCCACUCCAAAAGGCACAACAUGGGGUCUUGGCGGUACAUGUGUCAACGUUGGAUGUAUACCAAAGAAACUCAUGCACCAAGCAGCCUUACUAGGUCACUCUUUAGAAGAUGCCAAGAAAUAUGGCUGGGAGUUUGAUGAUAAAGCAUCGCAUAAUUGGACAACAAUGAGAGAUGCAAUCCAGAAUCACAUUGGAUCAUUAAACUGGGGGUAUCGUGUUGAUUUAAGAGAUAAAAAUGUCACCUACCACAAUGCCUAUGCAGAGUUUACUGAUCCACACACUGUUAAGGCUGUGAAUAAAAAGGGAAAGGAGACUGUUAUGACAGCUAAACGAUUCAUUAUUGCCGUCGGCGGAAGACCAAGGUAUCCCGAUAUCCCAGGAGCUAAGGAAUACUGCAUUACAAGUGAUGAUUUGUUUUCUCUGCCAUACAAUCCCGGUAAAACCUUGGUGAUUGGUGCAUCAUAUGUGGCGUUGGAGUGUGCUGGGUUUCUGGCCGGUAUAGGCUAUGAUACUACUGUAAUGGUACGGUCUAUCUUGUUGAGAGGUUUUGAUCAGGACAUGGCCAAUCGAAUUGGUGACUACAUGGAAACUCAUGGUGUCAAGUUCAUCAAAGAGCACAUCCCAACAAUGGUAGAACAACUGGAAGAAGGCUCACCUGGUAAGCUUAGAGUGUCAUACAAAGCUACAAAUGGAGGUGAAAUCAAAACAAUAGAAUGCAAUACGGUGAUCAUUGCUGUUGGGCGUGAUGCUUGCACUCAGACUAUUGGACUGGAUAAAGCCGGUGUAGAAUACAAUGUUAAGAAUGGUAAAAUACCAGCUCAAUUUGAAGAGACCAAUGUGAGUCACAUCUAUGCCCUGGGUGAUGUACUUGAAGGAAAACCAGAACUAACACCAGUUGCAAUACAAGCAGGAACACUAUUGGCCAAUAGGCUUUAUGGAGGCCAUGUUGCUAGGUGUGACUAUGUUAAUGUGCCAACAACAGUCUUCACACCAUUGGAGUAUGGGUGUUGUGGUUUAUCAGAAGAAGACGCCAUUAACAAAUAUGGUGAUCAACUGGUGGAGGUAUUCCAUACCUAUUUCAAACCAUUGGAACAUACCGUAGCACAACGAGAGGACAACGUGUGUUAUGGAAAGAUUAUCUGUCAUAGAGUUGAUAGUAAUAGAGUUGUUGGUUUCCAUGUGCUAGGACCCAAUGCUGGUGAAAUAACACAGGGCUAUGGAGUAGCAAUGAAGUGUGGUUUGUCAAAGGGAUUAUUAGAUCUGUCUAUUGGAAUACAUCCUACCUGUGCUGAGAUAUUUACAACUCUGUCAGUGACUAAGGGGUCUGAUAAAGCUCCCCUAGCUGCCGGAUGCUGAGGUUAAUUCCCUGCUAGUUGGCUAUUCUGAUAGAUUAGAUAUUUAUUUGGCAAGUUUGGUUAUACUGUAUAAUGGAAUCUCUUUUUCACUUUUUAUUUUAUCCUACUUGUAUUUAUGUACUAUAAUGUAGAUUCUUUUCAGUUUAUAUUUUAUGGAAUUUAUUAAAUUAAUGGAAACUCUAUAAGAUUUCAGAUUUAUAUGGGGUUGCAACUCUAGGAUGAACCCAUACUGUGCUAUUUUGUGUUAAUCAUUGUCGUAUUUGUGGCUUCACCAAUAAUCAAGGUCAGAGAAAUUGGAACAAAAGAUGUAAAACAUGUCUAAUAUUUCAAGAACAUAUGUUGUGCACAUCAUCAUGGAAGUUGCAUGCCCUUAUUUUUAACAACUCAUGGUCAAUGUCAUUACAAUAUUAUGUAGAUCUACACUAAACAGACCUAGCUUAGCCAUUGUAUACAAUAAAUUUACAAAAUAUUUUCACUAUUGCACAAUACUUGUAUUUCCUUGUAACUGAUUACCGUCUGAAGAGAACCCAAGAUUUGUUUAGCAUUAUAUGUUGCCAAAUAAUGUCUUAUUUAAGUCUAUCUGAAUAGCUAUAUAGCAGGGAUUAUGUUUUAAAUGUGGCACUGUUAUGACCUGGUACACAACACGUGUGAGUAUGAUUGUAUUUGCUGAAAUCCUUGAAUAAGGGGAGUGAAAACAUGAAGACCCGUGAUAGUAGUGCUGCCACCUCAGUCAGUCAAAGUAAAUUGAAAUAAAGAAAUCAACCAUGAUUCUCAGCUGUUGUAUUAUCUUUGUAAUCAUGACAAACUUAAAAAGCCGAUCAUCAUGAGAGAUUACUGAUUAGAAAUAUUACAUAUAAAGACUAUUCUCACUUUUACUUGAAAUGUUGUCGGACCAUCUGUUACCGGUGUUGACACUGCUGAUGAUGUAUGCUAGAUGUGGAUUUGGUUAUCAACUAGCGUACUUUUAUCUCAAUUUACUAUGGCUGUCUUGUAUAGACGUACAUUAAAUAUAAUAUAGAUACAAACAUUGAACAAGGUAUAAAUAAUACUGAGGAGUCUCAUCUUUUGCAGAUAGAGCAGUCACAAUAACAAACCCUCACACUGUUUAAGUUUGUUUUAGUACUGUGAUGUUUUUCUUCAAUAAAGAUUUCAUAACAUUUACAGGAA
Molecule: messenger RNA, 3150 nt
Organism: Saccoglossus kowalevskii
Lineage: Eukaryota; Metazoa; Hemichordata; Enteropneusta; Harrimaniidae
Product: thioredoxin reductase 1, cytoplasmic
Biological process (GO): glutathione metabolic process; cell redox homeostasis; cellular response to oxidative stress
Cellular component (GO): mitochondrion; cytosol
Molecular function (GO): glutathione-disulfide reductase (NADPH) activity; thioredoxin-disulfide reductase (NADPH) activity; flavin adenine dinucleotide binding
Source: RefSeq, a predicted model, not a curated record